CUGGUCGAUGUAGCAAUAGAAAUAGCAAUAGAAAAAGGAAGAUGUUGUGCUUUGAAGACCUGACACCCAUCAGUAUCAUCACUACCGUGUGCUGCGCUCCAAAAGCGCGUGGGCUACCGGAGUAGCAGCCCUCGUUUAUCAUGGACCUGCUGAAAGGCAAACGUCUGGUGAAGCGCGACGGCACCAUAGUGGCAGCGGAAACAGCCCUGAAGGGCAAGAAACUCAUCUGCUUCUACAUGGCCGCCCACUGGUGCCCGCCCUGCCGCAUGUUCACGAACACCCUCGCCGACGCUUACGUUGAAGCCAAGGACGAAGCUCUGCCUAUCGAGGUCAUAUUCAUUUCGUCUGACAGAACAGCGGCAGACAUGGCGAAUUACAUGCGAGAGAGUCACGGUGACUGGCUGGGACUGCCAUACGGAGACCCGUUGCAGCCAGUCAUCAAACAACGCUACAAAGUAUCCGGGAUCCCCACCCUGAUUGUGCUCAAGGAUAACGGUACCAUGCUGUGUCGCAAUGGACGCCCUGACGUACAAAGCAAAGGGGCUGCAGCAUUCAGGGACUGGUGCCGGCAGUGAAGUCACACGGAUGACACCUCUCAGCCGAAGCUGUUAAAGUUCCUAGAGCUAAUAAAAUUGAAAAGUGCCUAUAAAUAAAGAGUUUAUGACCGA
Messenger RNA from Ornithodoros turicata, 668 nucleotides. RefSeq names its product nucleoredoxin-like protein 2. NCBI's taxonomy places the organism in Eukaryota, Metazoa, Arthropoda, Arachnida, Ixodida, Argasidae. Gene Ontology annotation, biological process: photoreceptor cell maintenance; sensory perception. The record is from RefSeq and is a predicted model, not a curated record. The transcript is spliced from 4 exons. Bases 141 to 575 code for a protein of 144 amino acids.